UCCUAUAUCAGCCACAUGGUGCGGGUAGCGGCUUCGGCUCGGCAAGGCGGGAGAGGAGGAGGAGGAGAUGGGGCAGGAGGAGGACGCGCAGUCGCUGGCGCUCACGCCGACGUGGGUGGUCGCCUCCGUCUGCCUCGUCAUCGUCGCCAUCUCCCUCGCCGCCGAGCGCCUGCUCCACCGCCUCGGCAAGGUGCUCAAAUUCAAUGGCCAAGAAGCACUAUUUUCAGCCUUGCAAAGAGUCAAAGAAGAGUUGAUGAUUCUGGGUUUCAUUUCCUUCCUACUAAGCGUCUGCCAAAAUCUCAUCAAUCGCAUUUGCAUCCCGGAGAGUGCUGCACGUAUCAUGCUUCCAUGCAUUGAAGAGUCCAAAGCCAGAGAAGAUGCUGCCAAACUCUGCAAGAGAAAGGGUGAAGUUCCCAUGCUAUCUGAAGAGGCUCUGCAUCAGCUGCACAUCUUUAUCUUUGUACUUGGUGUGGUGCAUGUUCUGUUCUGUGUUACAACGCUGUUACUUGGUGGAGCUAAGAUGAGAACGUGGAAUAAAUGGGAGAAAGAAAUUCAACAAGGAAGAAUCAAGGAGCGUGAAAAGACGCCAGGCUGGAUGAAACCAUCUGCUGUAAGAUGGAUUAUUGCAUUCUUCAAGCAGUUUUAUAAUUCUGUCGGUAAACCAGAUUAUCAAGUACUCAGAUCAGCUUUUGUUCUGCGCCACUACCCAAAUCGCCUAGACUUUGAUUUCCACAAGUACAUGGUUCGUGCCCUCGAGCAUGACUUCAAAGAAGUGGUUGGAAUCAGCUGGUACCUAUGGCUUUUCGUUAUCGUCUUCCUGCUGCUGAAUAUAAAUGGGUGGCACACUUAUUUCUGGCUGUCUUUCUUGCCCUUGAUUCUUCUGCUUAUUGUUGGCACUAAGCUGGAGCACAUCAGCACUCGAUUGGCUCAAGAAGCAGCGGAGUGUUCCGAUGAAGCAUCAGGAAACCCCUGGACGAAGCCAUGCAAGGAGCACUUUUGGUUUAGCCAUCCUAGGGCUGUCCUCCAUCUGAUCCAUUUCAUCUUGUUCCAGAACUCGUUUGAGAUGGCAUUUUUCUUCUGGGUCUUGGCAACAUAUGGGUUCGAUUCAUGCAUCAUGGAGAACAGAUCAUAUGCCCUCCCCAGACUUGCUAUUGGCAUCAUCGUUCAGGUGCUCUGCAGCUACAGCACCCUGCCGCUGUACGCCAUUGUCACCCACAUGGGCGGCGACAUCAAGCUGCAGGCGUUCGGCGAGCACGUACACGUGUCCGUGCACAGCUGGGCGACGGACGUGAAGAAGAAGGCGACGUCGCUGCCGGCCCAUCCGCACCCGCACCAGCACCAGCACCCGCACUCGCACCUCCGGAUCCCGUUUCUCAGCAAGAAGAGGCACAGCGGGCGCGGCCCCGCAACUGAGGAGGCCGCAGCGGAGGCGAGGGCGACGGAGCAGCGCGCCGGGAGCUCCAGCACGCCCAACGCACCGCCGCAGCAGCGGGCCGACGACCUAGAGGAGAUCGUGACGACCACGGAGGACGACCAUCGUCGUCGCAACGCCAGUUUCUCGUAGCUGCGUACAUGCUCGCGUUCCUAAGUCCUAACGGUAGGCCGGGCGCGUCGGCCGUGUCUCGCUGUGACGCCCACGUCUUCAUCCGGCCGGCCGGCCCUUGUCGAAGCUACGCUGUUGCCGCCGGCGAGGCGCCGACGUCGUCAACGUGGCAUGCUAGCUCUGAAGCCUGCAGGUUAGAUAAACUACUUAGCAGACUAGCUAGGACAUGUUGCUACUGGACCGUCGCGCGAUCUCAACACUUCGAAACUUUUGACAAUAUAAUAUCGCCUCGUAUUACCUUA
Molecule: messenger RNA, 1845 nt
Organism: Triticum urartu
Lineage: Eukaryota; Viridiplantae; Streptophyta; Magnoliopsida; Poales; Poaceae
Product: MLO-like protein 13
Biological process (GO): defense response
Cellular component (GO): membrane
Source: RefSeq, a predicted model, not a curated record